Molecule: messenger RNA, 2889 nt
Organism: Mercenaria mercenaria
Lineage: Eukaryota; Metazoa; Mollusca; Bivalvia; Venerida; Veneridae
Exons: 3
Coding region: 282-2165 (627 amino acids)
Source: RefSeq, a predicted model, not a curated record
AAUUUUAUAUGUGUGAGAUACGUACUAGUAUAUCAUCACAGGAACAAACUUUUGAUGAUAUGACUAACUUUUCUUACAAGAUAUUUUUUAAAUUUUGCUGUUCUAGAUAUGUCAACUGGAAUAUGUAAUAAUGUAAUGGCCUGGGAUUUUUCAGAAAUGGCAUAAUUUCAGACUUUCGCCUGCCAGAAUUAUCCUAUAUGAGUCUAUUGAAAAUAUUUAGACUGUAAAUAUUCAUGCUUUUGACUAAAUCACAGGCCUGAGUGUAUUACUAAAUAAGGAACAUGUUGAAACAGCGAGAUAUUGUUUUGUUGUUGUUAUUUUGCUUCUUUAAUAUACAGCAGAAUUUGUUAGAUCUGGCAGCUGCCAGUAAAGACUUAGAGGCUAGCACAGUAGCGCUGGAAUGUUCGUACUCAGACAGUACACGAGCAAGUCAGUCGUCUCUCAACAGUUCUAGCGGAUAUGGUACAAUGAACAGUACUCCGGCUGUGUCAGUGGACACGAAAGCUAGCUGUGAUGAGAACAAAAGUCAGUGUUGGAAAGAUGUAGAAAAUUUAACACUGAAUGAUGCCCAGUUGUUAUUUGAUAAAGGGUUACUUCCUGACCGCCACAUACUUUCAGUCAUGGUUCGUCGUCACGGCAUGAAAUCAGAAAUCGUGGUGUUGGUAUGUGAAAAUAUUUGUAAGACUAUUGCAGCUGUGUCAUCUGAAUUCUUACACGUGUUUGGAGCUUAUGACAAAGAAAAUCGAUUGCAUUUUGUAGUAUACACUGAGACUGAGAGUAUUCAAAAUUCAGAAUUAGAUUUUGACUAUGAGAUUUUGUUCAGAAGUUGCAAGAGAAAUGAGCAAAAUGAUCAUAUGAGUAUAAUUGCAGAGUCUGAAGGUGAGCUCUUAGCAGAAGAAUCUGUGGCUCUAGGGAAAACAGUAAAGUCCAUAUCUAAACGGUUUAUGGAUAAGCAUAAGUACUUGAGCGUUAUAACUGCAAGAAAAAUUCUAUCCGAAGGAAGAGAAAAUCUUUGUAUUGUUAUGUACGUUCACCCAUGCACUGACAGAUAUUCUAGUAUUCCACAUACAGAAGAUCCCAUACCGACUGAGAUCCAAGGCUAUAAAGUAGUUGUUCGUAAUGGCGUGUUUAAAACCGCUACAAAAACAGCUGCAGAGUAUCAUGAUAAUUUACGGAUGGGAUGUCAGAUAACGUCAAAUCAUGUGAACGGUUUUGGAACUUUAGGUGGAUUUAUUGAUCAUCCCGAAUAUGGACUUUGUGGAUUCACAUGUGCCCAUGUCGUUUGCAGUUCUGAACAAAUGGUAAAUCUAAAGAGAAAUAAACGACUGAAAUGGCCUACUUCAGAUCAUUGUUCGGUAUACCAGCCUUCCCAACAUACCAUGCCUGUAGGACGUGUUGUUGAGGCAAUCUACACCGAGGGUGGUGACUCUGGUUCGGCUGGCGUUGAUCUUGCUCUUUUUCAGAUAGAGAACCGUCCCCCAGUUUCAGGCAGUUUUCCGCGUUGCAAUUCAAAUGAGAAAUUAAGAUAUAACAUGGGGACAACUUGGGGAAAAUCACGAAUAGCACCCAGUGUGCGUGAAGUACAGAAGUUUGGGGUUGCGACGGGUAUUACGAAAGGAAAUGUCUGGUUCGACGGUAUGUCUGUGAGGGAACUUCCCUUUGUCACAAAACGUGCCCUUCACAGUGUAGAUACCAUACUUUAUAAUCAGUAUGAAGUUGUAAAUGAUAUAAGACACUUUUGCGAACAGGGAGAUUCUGGAGGAUUAGUGUUCAUGAAAGAUUGUUUUAAUGAGUUAAUAUGUAUAGGAAUGGUUAACGGAGUUCUUGAUACGGUCAGCCCGUUUCAUGGUGUUGUUACCCCUAUCACCGAUAUACUUCGAGAAUUGAAUGUGCAGAAUUUGAAGCCUUUCAAACAAGAGCUGACAUUAGAUAAUUUAGAAAAGAGGUUGUCUGAACAUGCUGCAGCGACUCGUGUGCAAAUGCAGUCUCAUAUCAACGAGAGUGUGUCCACUGCAGCAAGUAAUAUGUUGGACAAAAUGAUGGAAGUCCAAUCGGCAUUUCAAAGGGAAGUCCAAUCAUCUUUGGCACAUAUGUAUGCAUUGCUUCAGAAACAAACACCAGACAGUAGCACAAAAACUGACGGAAACAAUAGUGGUGAUGAGUAAUUGGAAAUAUGGGAAAUAAAAACUAAAACUUACGGAAAAAAUGAAUGUUUAUCAUGUUUGUCUUCUGCUGCACGGAUUUCGCAAAAGAAAAGUAAACACUAACUUAUCUUACGGUUUCAACAAAGCUGUUUUUAAUAAAUAAGUUGGAACGGUGGGACUAAAAGAGUGAACUAUUUAGACUUUCUCCCCAGUGGUGUUUUUGUCACUAGGCAUUUCAAGGUAGUGGUUCCCUGCUUUCCUAUUUCAUGUGUUUGUAUGUCUGUUUAUUACUAAUGUGUUAUUUUAAUUGCAUUAGUUUUUUUGAAUGUGUACAUGUGCUAAUGCGUUGUGCACCUUUAUACUUUUACUCAUAUAAUUACCAAUACCAACAUUUCUAUGUGUAUCUGGUUAAAGCCCUUUUCAACUGUUCCAUAAAUAGUUAAAUACAAGUUUUCCUGAAAUCGGAGCUGAUAGUUCGAAUCCAACUAACUACUGCACUCCAUUAAGUGGGAGAAUUAUCAAUUUCUUACGGAGAGACUCAUUACCUACUGGUUAGAAACUAUAAAGACAUGUUGUGUAAGCAGACUGUCGAGAAACGCCGUAAACGCAACACAAUUAAUGGUUUCCAAAUGUAUAAGCGCAAUUACUUAUUUAUUUCAUGUCCGUACACUUUUAACGUUUGACGUUAACUUCGUGUCUUUUGCCUGUCAGUUUUGGUUGGAAAUAAAUAUAUUCCAGAACUACA